UUUGGAUUGGUAUUCAUGUGUUUAGAGUCAACUACUUUAUUCAUCAAUGGGGUAAACGUGUUUUGAAGCAGGUUUUGUAAUACUCCUUUCAAAGGAGCGAAGUUUCCAACUUGCAUAAGUUAGAAAGCGAACUAAAAAUUCAGAAGAUUCUCAAAGGAAGUGCACCAAAGAUGUUUGCUCUUCGUAGUUCGUCCGCUACAAGUGGCUUACCCGGGGCUUGGAGAUGUACUGGACGAAGUAACGAGGAAAUGGUAGACAAAUUUGUUCAUAUGGGCGUUAUAAUAACUUCAGAAGUGGAAGAUGCUUUCAGGGCUGUCCCAAGGGGAGCGUUUGUGCCCCACGAUUUACAAGUCGAGGCCUACAUAGACUCACCGCUUCGCGGGGAACCACACGUUCAUUUGUCAGCUCCUCACAUGUACGCUACUGUUCUUGAAGCCUUACAGCUUUCUCCAGGUAUGAAGAAUUAUUCGCUGUAUCUUUUUUUUAAAUUGUGUGUUUUUAUUGAAGUAAAAUUACAUCAUGUCUGUCUGAUUAGCUGGCAGCUGUAUGGCCAAUUUCCGUUUUUGUGACUUACAGUCCAACUUUCAAUUUUGAAUUGCUGAUUUUUAAGCUAAACAAUUUUUUAUAACGGGACAGAGAAGGCGUACUGGAUUUCAUUUGUUUAUUCUAAGACUUGUUGAUUCUAAAGUCAAUGUCUAUAUCCUACAUGUGUUAGUGUGACAAUUUGCUGUUUUGAUACCGUCCAUAUCAAAGAGCGGAAGUAGACUUACCAAAUAAAGCCCUAUUUCUUUAUAUUAAUAGGUGGGAUUUGAACGUCCAGAAAAGGACUGUUGUUUACAGUAACUGAUGUUUUGACAACCUGCACAAAGUCAUCUUCAGAGUCAAAAUGACUAUUGCACAGGUUGUCGAACUGUUAGUCACGAUAUAUCAACAGGCCUAUCCAGGACUAUAAAAUUCAACCAAAUGAUAAUUUCCUCAGUGUUCUCACCAGGAUUUUGCCUUGGGGAGUCCCAGGGCCCCCCCUUCUGAGAAAUAGGGGCCCUGUAACAGUGUUCUCCUUAUCAGGCGGUAACUGGUAAAAUUUACCGCCUGAAGCAACACUUCUUACCGCCUGCAGCCGCUAAAAAAUAUGUAAGUUGUGAUCCGAUCCGAUCCCCACGAGAAAAUGAAUGAAUAUAUAAAAAAGUAUAACCACCUAAGAACAAAACACACGUAUAUACAGCCCAAAAAUAAUUAGCCUGCGAAAACAUCGGCGGCGAAGAGCGAGGAGAAACGGAUGUUUUCACAGGCUAAAAAAUAAUGCACAUGCAAGAACUUCUGUUUGCUUCCGCAGGCUGGCAACUUCGUGUGGCUUUUUGCAAGGCGCUUGCGCUUGAACCCAGCAAGACGCAAGAACUUCUUCCGUCGUUUUUACUUUCAUAAAUAUAUUUCAUGGAAAAUUUUGCAGACAAAAUUAUUCAACAGGUCAGAUCAAGGUCAAGUGAGGCGUUACGCUCAGUGUUUGAAUCGUUUACAUUUAUCGUUUGGCAAUGUUUUCAUUUUUAUCGUUUCUAUCCUUUUCAGUUUUCGUUUGUUUCCCUUCUUUCAGUAGCUGUUUGAAGGAGUUUCACAAACGAUCAUCGGGUCAUUUUGCGACAUCGCCGCAGACACGUGAAAAUUUAUUCUGAUAAUAAAAUAGCUGUGCCACUUUCUGUAUUUGUCAGCGGAUCACUAAUCUAUACUUUAGGCACAUAGUGUUUGAACAUUUAAAGGGACAGUGUCCCGAUUAUGCGCACGCGCGAGCGUCAUCUGUUUUUUCUUCAAAAGACAAUAGAACUGUUAAAUUGACUCGACAAGAUUUCCUUUCCUUAUAAAGUAAUAAAUAAUUGUCAUGUUUUCUUUGGAAUCGUGAUAUCCGUUGUGGCAGAAAUUCAACGCCUUUGGUUUGUUUUGCCAAGACUAUGGUAUUGUACUAUGAAAUGAUCGAAAUGUUCGAAACUACAGAUCGUUUUGUUAAACAAUCGCCUCACACGCUUUAUCUACCUUUGGAAAAGCUGAACGUUUGAAGUGUUCACUUUGCAGAAAAAGCAGAGAAAGCUGUUCGCUUUCUGCAGAGAAAGCUGUUCGCUUUCUCAGGCAACUUUUUACUUGCAUGAUAACCUUCUGCUGCCACAGAGUGAAUUAGUGUCAAGGCUACAAAAUGAUGUAACAAAAAGGCGACAAACACCACAAACUUCUUUCAGGUUAACACUUAUCAAGAAUUUCGUACGCCGUCUUGAGGCUUGCGGUAAUUUUGUAGCUUCUUGCGGUGAAGAUUUUUGACUUCUUUCGUUUCAAAGUUCUUGCAGGUAAAUCACAAAGGAUCCGCAAAAAUACGGCACUUUCGCUUCUUGCGGUGGCUUGCAUAUUCUUGUGGCGCAGCAACUUCUUACGCCACUUUUUGCACAUGCAUUUCUUUUGGACUGUACUGUAUAUACAGCUUUCCUUUUUAGGGACAUGCAUUUUGGAAUGAAACGUUUUAAUUUGUUGUCUAAAGAUAACACGACAGCAGAUUUGUGUAAAAUAUGUUUUAAAAUAUGGGAAUAAAAAAAUUUCCCAGUGACGGCAGGGUCCAUGUACCUCACUCCACCUGCCCACCCCCCCCCCCCCCCCCCCCCCCCCCNAAAAUUUAGGGAGAACCCUGCUGUAAGAACAUUAGGGGGACAAAGUUACUCGCGUCAACAAAAAACACGCAGUACGAAGAACCUGAGCCCGCACUCCAAAUUGUCUGUUACGUGAAGUACCUACCUGAUCCAAUAUGGCGGAAGAGGUGUUUACGAUUCGGAGGAGGAGUUUACGAUGUAGUGGGACGUGCGUGGGACCAAUGAAAGUAAAGGCAACAAAAUUAAAGACUUUGACUCAUUUGAUAUCAUGUUUUUUAUUUAUUCAAACAAACAGAAUGCUUUAGUGUUAGGUUGACCAUUAAAACUACUUAAGUCCGUUUGACUCGUAGCUUGCCCCUGCCCCCUAACGGGCGCAUCUUCUUGGUUUUAAUGCGCAAUUUCAGUUUUUCUUGCGGAAAUCCCGCAAGGCCGCGGCUUGGUGAGAACACUGUUUCCUACCUACUUAUGACAUGACUUCUGGGUUCCAACCAUUUACCAAGACAAUUUCUGAUAACAAUUUAAUAAUACAGUAUAAUGAAAAUGUUAUGUAUUUAAUAGUGACCUAGGUCACCAUUAGUUCAGAGAUCAGAAUGCACAAGCAAUAUUCUGGGAUAUUAUGAGUCUGAAUCCAAUGGAGGCUUAUGCUUGUUGCAACAUAAGAAAUUAUGUAAUAUCUUAAAUCUCAAUAUUAGACUUUCACCAUUAUUACAUUCUGUAAGUAGUGUACAUUCAUCACAAGUGGGUCAGUCAUGAGUAAACUGGUAGCUGCAUGAAUUUUUAAGUCUGGUUUCCAUAUGAUCACCCCGAUCAUCCCAUUUGCUCAAAUAAUGUUCAGACAAUUGGGACAAUCGCAAAUGACCCAGAUGACUGAGACAACCUCGAUUGCUUGGAUAGAGUUGAGUUCUAUCCGCACGAUCGUGUAAAUUUUGAAGCGAUCAUGUGGAAAUGCUCUCAGGUGACUGAGAUGAUCGGGAUGAUUUGGAUGAUCGAAGGCUAUCCCGGAAAUCAUCACUUUUAUUCCAGUAAUGGAGAAUACCGCUGAAGUUGGAAAAAUAAAGCAAAACUGUUCGCACUGCAUAUGGGUGCUAUUUGAAAUUAGAGAAACUCGCUGACAUCAAGUUCUUGAUGUGAUACUAUGUCUUUGUGGAACUCUUCUAGCUUCUCAAAGCUGCAAAAUCGAGAGAAAAUGUAAAUAGCAAGGUGCUAGGGUGGCUGUGCGAUUAAAAUCCAUCAUUAUGUUUGGCUUGUUUGCAAAACAUGCGCAAAAAUUCUGUUGUCUGACCCAGAGACAUCGCUGACGACUCCCAACUCUUUUCUUUGAAACAACUGGGGCGAUCAGGAUGAUCCGGAGGAUCAUAUGGAAAUCAGGCUUUAGCGUCCUAUUGGGAAACAAGGAGUGCUUACCAUUUGUAUGGCUCAGUAAUUCUGGGAAGAAUGCAAACUUAAUGGAACGUGACAUGCAGGUGGAAUGAUUUUCAAGAAAAAGGCAAUGCCAUGCGAGGUAUCGCCUUGUCAUCCGAGGUAUCACCCUAACCCUUGUAAACCUGCUUGUAAGGGCAGUUCCAUUAUUCUGUGCAAAAAAAUCCACUGAAAAUUCCAUUCACCUACAAUGAAUGAAACAAAUUUGGUGUAAGCAAGGCUGUGCUCUAAGAAAAUAAUAAUUAUACACUGCAAGCUGUACAUUGGAUAGGGAUCCCAAAACCUCUAAAUCCAUAAAACCAGAUUGCCCAGCAUUUAUGUUUGAUGCAAAACGUAAGAUAUCCUUGUCACCUUAAAACUAAAGUACAUUGCCAAGGGACACUGCUAGAACACAGAUACCCUGCAUUUGUUUUUCAACCUUUAUUCACCUUUAUUAGGUUUGUCAUUCCUCAACAUUGGCAGUGGCACAGGCUAUUUUUCCUGUUUAGCUGGUUACAUUCUUCAAAACCACGGUAUAAAUCAUGGCGUAGAACUUCAUGAAGAUCUGGUGCGGUUUGCUACGGAAAGAGUUGAGGAAUACCUACAGUUCUGUCCUGCUAUUGCCCAUGAUAUCUGUAUGCCCAAGUUUGUGGCUGGAAACUGCUUCAGAGUGGAUCCUUCAGGUUGUAACUAUGACAGGGUACAUUGUGGAGCAGCUUGUCCUCCCAAUAAAGUUCGGUUCAUUCUUGCAUUGACCAAGAUUGGUGGCUUUGCCAUUAUUCCUUGUAGAAACAAGGUAUGGUCGGUACAGUUUUGAUUUGUUUUUGAGAACGUUACUUUAGUUUAAUUUUACAAUAAUUAUAAUAUGGAUUUUGACAGUCUGUUGAUGAUUGAAAUCCUGAAGGCCUGUCCAUUGUUAUAGACCAGUACAUCAAAUUGUUUUUGUGUUUUAUUUCUGCAGCUGCUCAAGAUUGAACGAGUCUCAGAAACUGGGGUGAAACAGACUUGUAUCAGUGAUGUGAAUUUCGCACCACUUGUAGCAAUGCCAGAUUCUGACUCAAGUCUUCCCAAACUCUUUUUUCCGAAGGAAAAUCCAAAAAGAAGAGAAAAGGUUUGUUGAAAUGCUAACAACUGUUAGUGAAGUAAAUUGCAAUUGCUUUUGUGUGUUUACACAAAAAUGCUGCACAGUCGCGAGAUAAUUUAAUUUAUAUAUUUAGCAGAAUGCUGGACAAAGCACGCUUUAUUUUGGGCUUCAUUUUGUGAAGCCCAAAUUGAUAGUGGACUUACUUGAAGAACUCGACAGUGACUUUUGUAUUUUUAUUUAUUUUGUCAGAACACUCGUAUUUACCCUCCAUCCAAUGUACUGGUAAGUCGUGGAAAGGCCAGAACACUACUUGCUAAAUUGAGAGCUCUCCAAGAAGCAACUGGUAUGUAGCCUUAGAUAUCUAAGUUUCUGCAGGUGGGGUGGGGGGGGAGUGAUCUACAACCAACAAUUACCUGUGUUAAAGAAAUUUCUCAAUUAUUAUUGAGUUGCCUUGCGUGAUUUUUUUUCUCAUGCCAAAAUUCAAUUAACCUCUGUAGUCAGACACUUGCAGUAUGAAAGAGGUGUAAGAAUGUUACAGAGGUGCCGUGUCUGCAUUGUAGUUCAAACUGAAAUUCAGGUUAAUGAAUUUAAUGGUUUUGCACUUAGCUUUCUUUGAGAUUUCCUUUAUCUGUUAGACCCAAAUAAUUAUAAAAACUAGUAAAAACCAAAGGUUAGGAAGUGCAGGGGAGAUCAAUGCAAAGGUUUUGGCUCCAACAGUGGCUGUCCAAGCGUACCGUCAGAUUGCAUUCUAUGCAUUCUAUGCAUUCUAUGCAUUCGUUUCAUUCUUAUCAAAAGUCCAAAUGAAUCCUGGCUACAUACGUGCUGCCCUUGUCACUGUAAUAGCAACCUGGACAUUAGGAUUGUGGGCUCCUCCGGUUGCCCACAAAUUAUACACUGUAAUUAGUAUAGUCAUUAGAGCGGUUUUCACUUGACUGUCGUAAAACCAAAACCAAAGUAAAUACACUAGCCAACCAAAGGGCGUAGUAAAACCAAAACCAAACCAAUUCCUCAAUUACUUUCGACAGUCAAGUGAAAACCGCUCUAUUAUCAUUUACUAUUAUGAAUACCAUAAUGUCAACAAUUUCCUUUGUGACUCCUUCCCUAAUGCUAAUCAUUUGAGCAAUUAGCAGUUAGGAAAUCAAAGGAAAAGAGGAUGAUAAAAGAGAAUUAAGCAGGGUUGAAUUCAUUUUAACCUCAGAAGNCGGUUUUCACUUGACUGUCGUAAAACCAAAACCAAAGUAAAUACACUAGCCAACCAAAGGGCGUAGUAAAACCAAAACCAAACCAAUUCCUCAAUUACUUUCGACAGUCAAGUGAAAACCGCUCUAUUAUCAUUUACUAUUAUGAAUACCAUAAUGUCAACAAUUUCCUUUGUGACUCCUUCCCUAAUGCUAAUCAUUUGAGCAAUUAGCAGUUAGGAAAUCAAAGGAAAAGAGGAUGAUAAAAGAGAAUUAAGCAGGGUUGAAUUCAUUUUAACCUCAGAAGUUCAUUUUGGACUUCUACUGCAUUUAAGGUAUACAUAGGUUGUUAUAUACAUUGUGCUUACACUGUUAUUAUGGGAUUUCUGUAUUACUGAGGUUUGCAGAAGGACGGGUUCAACUACAUGUUUGCUUUUAGUGAUUUAUGUAACAAAUUUUAAGUCCUGAGACAUCAUGGGUCCCACUGAGUCUUGAAUUAAAUGUGCUUUUUAGCCAUUCUAACCAGACAGUUAAUACAGUUUAAUAUUUUAAUUAUAGUCUGUUUUAAGGCACAACAGAAAGUAAAUAAAAUAUAUGCAUUGUUAACAGGUUAAACCACAAGACCACAUCAGCCCUUUGGCUGCCACGAUUUUCAAUGAAACCUGCACUUGUGUUGAUGAUGAUGGUUAACAUUUUGUCUUCACAUUAAUUAGCAACCCUAACUUUAAUAACAUCAAAGCAAUUUUCUUUUUUUUUAUAGAGUGCUUACUUAUGUCUCAGUCUCUACCAGUGGCAUUUUGUUAUGUACCAUCACAACAACAAGUCCAGCAAUACUUUAGUAAGAAAACAAAGGCCAGGAAACAUUCCAGUGUGGUGGUAACUUCUCCUGUGGAUCAGAAGAUCUCUUUCUUUGGUUCAAGUGGUGGUGCUUCUGAAGCAGAUACAACAGGUCCUCAAAGCAUCUGGAACCAUUUGCAGAAGGACAAGUUAUGGCAGACUGUGUUAGAGUAUUACUACAGUCUUUGCAAUGUGUCCUAUCAAAAAAGGUGCCAGACAUUGGAUGUUUACUUAAGGAGAAAAGUGAGGCAUAAAAGUGAGAGAAGAGAAAGUAAAAAAGUUUUGUCAUAUGCUGAGAUUGCACGUAAGCUUGUUAUACUCAGUACAACAACACAGAGUGUUGUUUCGGUGCAAGAAUGUCAGGAGUCACUGGGAGACAAGAGUGAGUUACCAGUAGAGGAAGCGUUAAAUGCAGUGACUGGAUCUGCUAGUAGCUGCAGUAGUACAAAAGACUGCAGUGCAACUGUAGAUCAUAGCACUAACAGCACUCCUGAAGAUGUUACGGGCAGUACUUUUUGUAGUAAUUCAACUGAAGGAUUUGUAAGUCAUUCUGAUCAAGCUGAUAAAUUUAAUCAGCCAAACACAUCAAGUAAUAGUCACUCGCCAGAAAUGUGUUCUCAGAAAUUGUCUGGUGACAAGAAUGUUGCUGAUGAAGUGAGCUCCAUUGAGACAUGCAAAACUAGAAGUUCAUCAGGAUCAAAUGGUUCAAAAUAUACUGAAGUGCUUAUUGAGAUGGAAAGAGAACUUAUGGAGAGAUUGGCUACUUCGCCAUCAAGCAGGUGGUGUUUAAAUGACGAUCUUGUUCUUGUACACCUUUUGUGUGACAUUUGUGAGAAGUCCAGUCAAGGGAGAACCAAGGUAGGAAGUUUUCUAAGUGGUUUACAGCUGUAAAUUAUUUUGACUAGUGUGACCAACCGAAAAAAAAAAAAAAAAAACAGAACAACAACAACAAGAAGCUGACAUUUAAAGUGAUAGAGUUUUAGUCAUUUUUCGUUUUUCACAUGAUAGUAACUGUACAAGGUAGGAAGUUUUCUAAGUGGUUUACAGCUGUAAAUUAUUUUGACUAGUGUGACCAACCGAAAAAAAAAAAAAAAAACAGAACAACAACAACAAGAAGCUGACAUUUAAAGUGAUAGAGUUUUGGUCAUUUUUCGUUUUUCACAUGAUAGUAACUGUUGCAAGAUUUUGUGCCAGAACGAAAUUCUUGCUCUGGCACUCUUGUGUUAAAUAACCAAGACAUAUAUAGAAGAAGGAGCCAGGUUGAAUUUGUGCCAUUACAAAAGUCACAUGGUAUCAUGUAAACACCCUGUAAAUGAGCUAAAAUCGCAUUGGGGACAAGAGAACUAAUAGAAGCAGCUCUAAGGAGAUGAUUGAAUGCAUGUGCAAUGUUUGACUCUUGUGAGAUGUUUCAUAAAACUUGGAAAGCCCCUUACUGAGCAUGGAGUAGAAACAACUUCUGUUUGUUUCAGUCAUACCACUUUUUAAUUAGGCAAGGAGGUACAUGUGUGACCAUAGAUAAAUCAUAUUCAGACCUCUUUUUUUCCCAUUUUUUAUAAGGGGCACUCAAGGCUGUGCUGUAAGGAAAAUUGAAGGGAGCCCAGUGCUCUGAAACUGCAAAAUCUAGGGUGCCCGGCAUAUGAUUUGCAUGAAAAAUCUGAGAUUUGCUAGUCACCUGAGGGAAAAAGUUAGGCACCAGGGGCCACCGGGCUCUGCUAGAGCACAGCCCUGGGCACUGGGUUUCUAGCAUGUCUUAGAUGCACUCUUCUAAUUUUUUUCUCUUCAAGGUAACUGCUUUUCUUUGUUUUUACAGGGCUGGUUCAGUGAAGAAUAUGCACUAGCUGAACUGCUUUCUAAGGCAAGUGUUGCAAACCAUCCCAGGCUUUCCAACUAUUCACCUGAGAGCUUGGCUUAUCGAACCAUUGCGCUCUGCAGAAUUGCCCAAAUUCUUGAUUCUGUAUUGUAUCUUGUGACUGGACCCUCAUUGUUGACAGAGCAGAGUUUUUGCCCAAAUCGAUACCAACUAGAUUCAUUCACAGAAUCUUCAUUUCUGUCUUCGUGGCUGUACCUGGAAUCAAAAAGCAGUUCACCUCCUAUCAAUUAUAGAACAGAGGAAAAGUCAGUAAGUGAAGCCAAUGAAAAGGUUGAGACUAAGUUGGAUAAAGAAGGAAACAACUUCCUGCAUGAAGGCAAUUUGAAGAAAGCGAAACAUUCACUGGCAUCUCUUGAAAAGGUCCAGGAACAACUCAAGGCCGUCAAAAGAAAGGUAUACAGGUUGAUGCUAGGCAGAAUUGCUGUUUAGGGAAAAGGACGACAUACACAAUAUGGAUGUGCUUGAUCGUAAUUCAAUACACUUGAAUCCCCAUGUGUGACCACAUCUCUAAAACACAAAAUUUUUCCAGUCAAAGUCUUAUGGCUGGAACCCUUCAUAAAUGACCACCUCUUGUGAGCAAUGGCAACCACUCUUUGGGUUGUUGGUUUUAUAAUUUUCCUACUAUGUUUUAACCCCUUGUAAGCAACAAAUUGAGGUAUGGUCUAAUCCCUAUGUUGUUGCUGUAUUAUACAGAAUUCUACUCUCAAAGUCUACAACAACAUGGAGCUACACCUAUAGUAACUUAGAAAUGAAAUGCAAUAAUUUUUUUUCCUGCUAAAAGUAGAUGUAUGUGAACCUCCCAAGGGACCCUCUGUGGGUCGAUUCUCAUAAGUGACCACAACAUCUUCGCAUUUUGGGGAUGAUGCCUCUAAUAUGAGAGGUUCAACUGCAUAAGCAAAUAAUUUUUUUUGAAAAUCUACAAUGUAAACAAAAUGGCCAGAGUCCCUUAAACUGCAAUUCAUGGUAUUAAAACUUGGAUCAGUUGAGGGAGUAACAUUGAAAUGUUGUGCUCGACGUCCUUUUUUCCUCUCCCUUUCAAUGUUGGCCUGGAAUUUGGACAAUUUCACCAAAAAAGCAUUACAAAACAACAUUGGAAGAGAGAAAGGCAGGUACCAGAGUGGUGUGAUCCAAGUUGAAUGUCCUUGAUUGUAAAAUUGAUUAAGAUACCUCUUACCACUUAACAUAUGUGUCUUCUUUGUAGAUUUGUUUUAUAGAAGAACAAAAACAGCUGCUUCACAGCAGCAUUCGAGAGCAGGAGUUAGUUCCUGCUGAUUUACUGGUAGGCAUGGAUGUUGGUGAUGUUAAGGUUCAGCGAAAUGAACUGUUACUGAAGCAACAGAAGCAAGAACAUUACAAACUCCACCUGCUUGCUUUAUUAAAGAAACUGAAAGAAGAUGAGAAACUUCUUACAAAGGUACAUGUGUGCAUCUUAAAUGAAAAUAAUGUGGUCCUGCUCUUAGGUGGGUCAUAGUUUAGUUAAAAUUAUCUGUUCGAAACUUCCCUUUUAUGGCAUUGUGAGACAAAUAUUGUACAUUUGUAUAAGUAGUUUAUUCCCUUGAUGAAUAAUGAUAACAAAGAUGAGAAAAAGCUGAAGUUGAUUGUGAUGAUGAUCAUGCUGAAAAUAAUAAUGAUAAUGAUAAUGAUAAUGAUAAUAAUAAUAAUAAUAAUAAGUAAUGGUAACAGGACUGAGUGGAGUCCAGUUCGGUCUGUAAUCACAAGUAUGAUUACAGACCGAAUUGGACGACAUGAAGUUCUGUUUCCAAUUAAUCAUAACUUUAACAAAAUUUGUGAGAUAAUAGGUUAUUUUUUAAAUCAAAACACAAAAUUCGAAAUUUUGUUGUGCUAGCGGUGAAAAAAAAAGCCAUUUAAGCGCGCACAUGAUGGCCCAUACUGUCCAAUUACUUAGGCAUGACUCGUACUGUCCUAUUAAACUGUCCAAUUAAGGCUGAAAUCAGGGUAGUUGAUAGCCAAUCAGAUUUGACAAUUUUGUUAUAGUUAUGAUUAUAAUAAUAAUUUUAUUCAACUUUAAAAAUAUGUACAUAAUUUACAGAAAUAUUGGAAGUAUGAAUUAAGCACUGUACAACAUUAAGAAUUAUAUAAAUCAUAAAACACUGUUAAUAAUAAUGCAGCCAUCCAAAUGCCUAUAUGAUCAGUGUAUUAAUUUUGAAAACUAACUCAACCCUGUGGAAAUAGAAAGUAAAAAAAAAUUGGCGUGAAAAAAUUGAGCUUGUUCUUGAGGAAGAGUAUUCUGCUGUUCUGUGGCAGUCUGGGAUAAUGGCUCUGGUCCAAAUUUCUACUGACACAAAGUCAUCUGCUUCCUGUGAAUACCCUUGGAGAUAUUUCCCUAUAAGAAAUACAGGGCGUCCAUUGUACUUUUUAGGGGUUAAAAUUGGUGGAUUGCUUCAUUUACCACUUAAAAGUGAAUCAGAGUUGUUGCCAUACUAUUAAGGGGCAUAUUUGAGUAUGUAGCUGAAACUAUUUCUUAGUAAACUUAAUGUUCUUUAUCUCUAUUGAAAAUUGUCAGUGCCAGUUACAUGCAAUUAGUCAUUUUAAAAUGAAUUUUUUGACCUCUAAUGGCUGAAAAUGUUUGUGAGUCAUUCUCACAUGCACGUGAUUCUCAAUCUUUGUUAACCAAGCCUUGUUUUAGCUAGCCAAACAAAAAUUGAUUUAUAACUGCAAAAAUGUUGUCUUCUAGAAAGUGGAAUGCUUGACAGAGGUAACAAAACAAGAGACAACAGAACCUCUCCAACAAAGCUCCUCUGCUCAGGAAAGAAAAGCAAUGCCACAGCAAGUUGAAGCAGCUCACAAAUGGACAAUACACUCUGCCAGUACCCCACUAAAUGAUAACAGCUCUACACGCUACAGCCUCUCAUCACUUUUGCCAAAGAUCCGAUUUCUUUUGCCACUGUGCAGUCAGCGAUGGCGCUUAGUUCAUGAGUUGUUACACACCACUGAGCUGUCUGCCCCUGAUUACAUGCCUGUAAUAACAGUGGAUCGACGAGUGCCAUUGGUGGAACGCCGUGCUGAAUUGCGUAGCAGUGUGUUUCUUCAGGUUCACCGUGAACUGAAGGGAGAGAAACUUCACUUUCGGUUAGUUGUUACUAUAACAUGAACUCUUUUUGUCCUUUUACAUGAGGCAUUUUACUUCUAGACUACUUUAUGGCGAGAUUGUCACUCCAAAUUUUAAAUCUGGAAAAAAUCGUAAGGUGUUCUUCAAGUUAAAAAAAAAACCACCUUUUUGUCAGAACUUUUGCAUAGUAUUUUUCUUAGGACUUUCCAGGAAGAUAUUUCAAAUUUUUUGUAAUUUUUGUUUUCCCUUUGGUUAUUAUCAGGAGAAAAUGGGUUACAUACAAUAUUCCCUGCCUGUAAGCUGGACACCCAUAUAACCUUUUCUCCUUGUCCACUCUUUGAGAGAGAACGUAUAUAGUCAUGUUAUUAAUGACAGAGAAAUAUAGUGAGGCUGCAAUGAGAAAACCAAUUAUAUCUUCCUUAAAGGGUUCUUCGCCUGAUAGGGAGUUUAGACUAGAGUUUAAAGAACGUCUGUUUAUAUAAGGACUGGCCUUUUGGUCAAGCUGUAGCUAGCAUUUACUAACGGGUAAGAGUCAUUUUAACUAGCGUGAAAAAAUUCUUGACCAGCAGGAUUGAUUACAGUUCUUCUAUAAUUUAAAUACCCUUAAAAAACUGCACUUGCCCAUCAUGUAGCAGCUGAACCAAGAAACCACAGGCUAAGGUGCAUGACUUUCUUUGCAUGCUGGUUUAGACAGUGCUUAUAAACAAAGUAGCAGAAUUAUUCCUGAAGCAGCCCACUGCUUAUAGAGGGCUUUAGAUUUGAGGACGAGAACGAGUGCGAGUCAAGAUUUAACUUGAAGUUUCUGUGUGCGUUCUAAAAAAAGGACACCCUGCUUCAAUUUACUUUUUUUCACCAAAAAACGGUUAUUUAUACUGAAGGAGGUUAGUUAAGAAGAUUGAUUACUUUUUUCCGCCAGUACGACAUUCUUGCUAAAACUCGUAGUAGAAUGACGACGGCUAUCACAUUUUCCUGCCAAAAUGACGCUGGUUCACGCGUGAACAAUACUCAGUAUUGAGGAAAUCUCGUAUUCGUAGUCGUCUUCGUCUCAGAGUCUACAGCUCUCUAUUGCCUUCAGCGCUUGAGACAGAUCUUUUCCUUAUUCCUGUGUGCCCACUGUCCAUUCCUUUGCAGCUGGAACAAGUGCAAGUAUGAUCAGUGGUGGGAAGUGAAAUUUGUUGGCGAGGGUAUUAUUGAUCAGGGAGGAGGAUUCCGAGACUCUCUGGCCGAGUUAGCGGAUGAACUCUGCCCAUUGGAUGAGAAUGUACCAGAAAUUCUGCCAUAUCUCAUCAGGACUCCAAAUCAGAAGGUAAUUAUCAAUCAAGCACCACAUAUUACAGUAAUCCACAGGUUUUGUUCGUUUUUGUAUUCGUUUUUGUACUUCUGCCAAACCCAUGGCCGAUGGAUGGUUGUGGGAUGGUGCCUGGACAAACUGAGUGAGUCAAAAGCGAACACGCAAGGUAACCAUCACAAUCCUGUGAGUGGCAACCACCAGACACCGUCACAUUGAGAGCUUCAGUGGAGAAUUUUGUAGAUACACGUUCAGAUGGAAUGGAUGAGUGGGAGCUAAACAGCCUAAAAUAUUACUUGCUAAAGGCAAUGUGAGGAAAAUGAUUUACCUCGACAGCAGCAAUCUAAAAAUUACUAAGGCUCUGCAAAUUCCCAAAGACCACCAUAUAUUUGAUUAGUGAGGGAGACCACUGGCCAGCAUUCUCUGCUCACCUAAAUUACAUUAAUUUUUUAUUUUAGCCACGUUAAAGCUAAUGUUGUUGUUGCAAUGAAUGCAUCAGUAAAACUGUUUGUGCCUUUUCUUUCACUUUCUUCAGGGGAAAGUUGGUGAUUUUCUGGAUUGUUUUAUCCCUAACCCUGGUUGUGAUGAACUUUACAUGUUUCAUUGGCUUGGAGUACUGAUGGGUGGAGCGUUUCGUAGUGAUGAAAGCCUUACUCUUGCCUUUCCUCCCUUUGUUUGGAAACUUCUUGUUGGAGAACAUGUCACCUGGGCCAAGGAUUAUGCUGCCAUUGAUGAAGCUGCUGUCCGUAUAACUGGUUAGAAAGACAACUUUUUAUUUAAAAUUGUUGAGAGCAAAUUAUUUGUUCAACUAAUUUGCAGAGGAAAAUUAUUGUACUCUUGUGACUCCUUUUUUAUGUACUUAGUUUAUACUUUGAUAAUGAUUGAAGUAUUAAUAGUUUUAAAAUGUUAAAUACCAACUGAUAUUGGUCGAAGGACUUUGUAAAAUUAAACUUGAGUAAACACAUCAAAGCAAAACUUAUCAUUUUUACGGUUCAGAGUUUGAUACUUUAAUAACAAUAGAAAUUUGGUUUAUAUCACCACUUGCAAGGCGCUACUUUUCCCACUCAAAAUGGAAAACUUGCAAUGGCUUGUUUGAUGGUGCAUUAGUGACAUUCUCGGUAGCCUUUGCCUGGCUCUCAGAUAGUACAACGUCGCAACAAUAAAACAAGCCGAGCAAAAAUAAGACGCGUGAUCUGGGGCAGAAGGUGGUGGCAUUGCUAUCUCUUCCCCAGCGCCUACGCGUUUUCGCGUCACUCUUUACUGCAGAAUUGCACUACCAUCUUGCAGCCAGGAACAGGCUACCUUCUCGGGAGAAGUUUUGCUUUGUCAUGCUUGGUUAUACUCCUGAAUGAAAUAAAAAUUUGAAAGAAGCGUUUCUCUAGCGUACAAUCAUGGGGUCUGAGAGGAGCAACAAAUGUUAAUUGUAGAAUUAAUGUGCUUCUUGUAAUUGUUAGUGAGCUGUUGUCUUAUAGCUUAUGAUAUUUUGCAAUGCAGAUGAACUAGAAGCCCUAGAUGAAGAUUUGUACAAAAGUAAUUAUGGUGACGAGUGUACCUUUUCCACCGUGUUAAGUGAUGGCCGUCGUGUUGAGCUACUCCCAGCAGGGGAGGGCAGAGUAGUGAUGCCUGAUGAAAGGAAAGAGUAUGCAUCUCUUGUCAGAAGAGCCCGGAUGACAGAGUUUACUAAGCAGGUAACAGUGACGACAACACUGCUUGUCGUCUGACGAGUGUGAUUAUAAGGUGGUAUUUUAAUCUUCACAAUAAUUGUGUGAUGCUUGAAUAUUACUACUUUCGGAAUCAUUUUGAGAUUUCUAAUUACAUCAAGGUUUUUUCGUUCCAUGGAUAAAAUGCUAUCAUGUUGAACGUUUGUGUUCAAACAAAACACAUUUUGUCUUGCUUGAAAGAAGACAACUAUUGGCAAUAGCUGGAACCUCUUUCUCUGUUUCACAUUAUAGUCUCUCUUCCUUUCUCUCAACCCUCUACCACACAAUGCUUUCUGGCAGGCCAGAAUGUUUACUAAAGACGAAAUGUGGCUACAAUGUUCUGUUUGGUGAAGAAGACGUUUGAUAAAAUCUACGCGUUAAGUGGCCUGUUCUACCUAUCGGCAAUGCUCCUAAAAAUCACUUAUUCUCCUUGCAGUUCUGCUCAGACACCUAAAUUCUGCUCGGUUUAGUACUUAAAGGCCCUUCGAGCCUUGUGAUUUUUGCAAAUAUGGGAGAGAGCAUAGGUCUAGCACUCAUUCUGCAUAGCAGAAUUGUAUUUCAUCUUACUUUGUGCAAUAUCGCUCCUUUUAGUGGAACAGGUUAAAUUAUUUCGUAGUAUCUUUUAUCUUGAUUUGUAUUUAAUUUUCAAUGUUUCUUGCAACUUUUAGGCGCAUUUUCCAUUAUUCUGCUCAAAAAUGCCUGAUCAGUUCUGCUGGUAGAAUUUUCGCCUUUGAAAUCGUCCAUUUUGCGUAAAAUUCUGCCGGCAGAACUUAUCCAGGCCUAAUGAGGAAUUACUCUGUUGACAGGUACAGGCCAUGAGGCAGGGCUUGAUGACUGUUGUACCUGAGUCAGUGCUUACUCUUCUGACUUGGUGUAAUCUCGAACGAGGUGUUUGUGGAGAUAGAGACGUCACUCUUGCGCAUCUCAAACCUGCCUGUAAGUAUGUUGAGCUUUGUGCGGUCAUACUGCCGCUAACGGCCGAAUCUGCUCCAUUAUUAUUCAUUAAAACCUCCAGGUUCCGAAAAAUACAAUAGCAAAUACAUAGUAAGAUAUGACCUAAUUCUAUUGCCUUGGCAGCCCCGAUGUCAAUAUAGCAUUUGUCAUAACAAAGUUUUAUCUCUAUCUAAUACAGCCGUGGACUGACUAUUUUUCGACAGCGUUGUUAAUGGUGGCGUGGGAAAUGCUCAAACUUGGGAGGUGUUACCCAGAAAAAAUCGAGUCAAGCCACCUUCCAGUCAAGCCAUUCUAUUGCUCUUUAAUUAGAAAGUAUAUCGGGAAUUGCGAGAAUCAAUCAUACAGUGUCUAGAAUAGGCCAUAUUCACGAUGACGGAGGUUAACUACAACUAUCAGAAUUCAUUUCGUUUCAGCUCUCUUAUUUAUAUUUAUCAAUCCCACUGAGUUUUAUCAAACAAUAGCCCUAAUUUACACACAAGAGCGAUAAACUGGCGGAAUCUUGUACUUGUAGUCACACUGAUAUCUUAGGAAGGGCGUUCGCCGUGUUGGAGCUCUCCUUUUUAGAGAGACGUUUGAACGAUGUAUUUGUUGUCAGGUAAAUACGGCGAUGAUUUAAGGGAAUCGUCGAAGACAGUCAAACAUAUGUGGACAGUUUUGAGUCAGUUCAGCUCUGAGGAGCGCAGCCGAUUCCUGCGUUUUGUUACCGGACGUAAGAGGCCGCCUGCCCCCUUCACUGUGGCCAAAGCUGGAGGAGACAAGGACAGCCUUCCCCAUGCCUCUACCUGCGCCAGUACCCUCUUCCUUCCUGACUACUCGUCUGCAGCCAUCGCCAAGGAGAAGCUCAGGUUAGCAGCAGGCAGAAAUCUGCUUUCAAAUCUUCAGUUUAUGAUAAUUGAGGGACUUGAAAAGAUAGGGAGCUUUAGCAACGACGGCUUCUAAGCAAAACAAAAACUCUGUACGUUCAGCACACUUUUUUCCCGUCACUGCAGGACUUCAACGUGAAAUUCCCUCACGGGACGUGUUAUGGAGGACGUAAACGCACCACGUCGAAUUUUUCUCUCCUUCUAAACUUGGUUUCGGGGAGGGGAGGGGAGGAACAGGCUACAUUUAGGUGAAAUUAUGAGAAGUAGAGAUCGUGUUGUUGUUAUGUCAGGUAACAUGUUUUUCUUGGGGUCGGGAUUUAUUUGGUGCGGGUGCAACCCACCAAGCAGGCUGUAAGGAAAAAUCUGUGUUAAAAUACAAUAUACUGAAGCAUCAUGUAUUUUAUUUUUUUAGCUAUGCGAUCUCAAACUGUGUGGCAAUUGAUACCGAUACCAGCCCCUGGUAAUAAAGCGUGAAUUGAAAGUUAGAAACGAAGAAGUCCUGUGGAGCUACAUGGAUGAAUUAUUACUGUGCAACCAACUCAACCUGGGCCACCGACACUUUCAAAUUUGCUUGCUUACCAUAGUCAGACUCGUUUGUUUUGAAUGCGACCUGUGUGUUGAAAUAGGUAACCCGGCCCGGCUGAGUUCGCUUCUCCGUGACUAUCAUUAUAGUACUAAUAUUUGAAUAAAUAUAGUGUGCAUUCACUUAAAAAAUAUAUCUAUAUCUAGGAAAAUUCAUUAUACUAGUCAAGAAAAUUCACACUAUUCACCAAACAGAAAGUUAUGCAGUUUAAAUGUCAUAAUUUAAACUAUUAAAUUUAAAAUUAAUAUCAAUAAUGGGGAAAUUCCGAGUUGUCUUAAGUCUCCUUUAAUUCUAGUUUCCUCGGUCAUUACCGACGUUCUUACAAGAUCGAGACCACCCAUAAUAUUAUAGAUGGAAAUCAGUUUUAUCCUGGCGAUAAGGUUAGCGUGACUUUUCAAUUUGUUCCCUCUUACUGGGAUCUGCUAGGCCUUCACGUUCGCGUGUUCCCUCGGCCACUGGAUAAUUUACCAGAUGACUACAAUUGCUUUACAUCUAGCGCUGUUUUUUAACCGAGAUGACAGGUAUUUCAGACGUGUGUAAUAGCAUAGACACUAUGUGUUACUGGGUUGUAGAUUUUUUCAUUUAGCAGAGAUAAAGUACUAGAUGAGGUAUUUUUAUUAAUUUCAAGGGACAACGCUCAAAAACGAGUGAAGUGAAACGUUUAACCCAGAUUUCUUGAGUGGAUUUCUAAUCCCAUAAGUUAUACAGUAACUCGAUGGACGUUAAUUUGAACGUCAAAGUGUGUUUUAAGACGAAAUCCAUCAGGAAAUUGAGUAAUUUAAUUUUCAGUGGACAAAAACCUUGUCCCAGAAUAAUUUAAACAAUAUCGCAUUUUUUUUAUAGUUUUGAAG
This is a messenger RNA of Porites evermanni, 18297 nucleotides long. NCBI's taxonomy places the organism in Eukaryota, Metazoa, Cnidaria, Anthozoa, Scleractinia, Poritidae. The record is from the annotation of a GenBank genome assembly.